Branchiostoma floridae (Florida lancelet) is the source of this 3217-nucleotide messenger RNA. RefSeq lists its product as uncharacterized. The record is from RefSeq and is a predicted model, not a curated record. NCBI's taxonomy places the organism in Eukaryota, Metazoa, Chordata, Leptocardii, Amphioxiformes, Branchiostomatidae. Bases 150 to 2954 code for a protein of 934 amino acids. The transcript has 19 exons.
CGGCUUGCUACCUGAAUACACGUGCAACAUGCUCAGGUGUUUGAAACAGCUGUAAACGCGCCUUAACUAGUGGUUAAAAGGGCUGGUGCUUCAUUUCUGGAGAAGGAACGGCUACGGAAGGCUGCAGUGCUCAGGAAGAUACCCGCAUCAUGACCGCCAUUCAAAGCUUGCUUGUGUUCUCCCUGGUGUCUACAUUUGUGGUCCCUUUCACCGAGGGUUCGCAUUUCCGAGGUGGAACCAUCUCCUGGCUGCCUCUGGGGGCUCCUACAGAAACCUCAGCCCGCUUUAAGUUCCACCUCGGCUGGAAGAAGACGAGUGCGACAGGAUCCGGAUGUGACCUAGCUGCUCUACAGGGUCAAACCCUUGUCACGACCAAUGAGGAUCCCUGGGAGUGCAUAUCCGGUUGUGCAUCCUCCGGUACAGUCUUUUUGGCCAAUCAGGACUACAUCUGUACCGAAUUCAACGUAGGUCAAAACUGGGUAAAGGCUACCAGAAGUUUUAACCACGAUUUUCGAAACACCCAGGAUACAUUCAUUGUUGGUUAUGAAAGUUGCUGCUGGCUUCAGAUCCAGAAUCAGGCGACAGGAGUCUUCCACAACCCUUUGAUUUCCCUGCGAACGACUGUAGACCUCGGCUUUAGGUCAGACACCGGCGCCAGCAACAUACCCCCAGUCGCCGGUAUGCAAACAACCAUUCGUGUCAUAAACGGGUGUCUAGGACCGACCAACCCGGCUGGCAAACUCGGCGUGAUUGAUAUGGACGGAGACACGGUGAAAUGUCGCUUUGCCCAGGGAGCGGAGGAGUGCGGGGAAGCGUGCGACCAGUUCCCGGGACUAGUGUUGAACGAGGACUGUUCGUACGCGUACAGCGGACCUACUUCCAUCACCAUUAGUUCGGGGACGUCUCUGUUCUUUGUGGUUGCCGUCAUGGUAGAAGAUUUCCCCGUUCAAACCAUCUUCCGUCACAACCAGGAAGUCCCGACAACACAAGCCCUCAGCAGCAUUCCCCUUCAGUUCUUGAUAGAAGUCAGAAAUAACCCGGCUGUUACCUGCGGCUCGGAGCCGGUCCUUACUGGUGCGACCCCGGCUAUAGACACGUGUCUGCCUAUCCCUGCCCAAGUAGAGUACACCAUGACCGUAGAAGCUACACCUACAGCACCUGCCACAAUUGCUGAGAUUAACCUUCUCGGGCCGAAGGGCAUGACAAAGAGCGCCCUGACGACCACAGGUGACGUCACAUCCACGACCAUCACCUGGACCGCGGCACAACUAGGGCCCAGUUACCCCAGUGUCGUCUGUUUCUACGCCGAGGACUCCAACGCCCUUCAGUCUGAGAGAAGAUGCGUCUCCCUUAUAGUCGGAGGAAGCAUCACGCCGCCUGCUGUGGACGCACCCACGCUGAUUCCUACUCCCGGUGUGAAACCGGCAGACUACCCGUGUGACACCGCCCUCCGCUUCAGCGCCACGUUCGACCAGCUGGUACUACCGCCGACAGCGGACGCCUUCAUUACCUUCUACGACUCCACCAACUUGGUCUUCUACCAACACAACACGAAGAUUCCGGACGGACAGCCGGCACCAUCCCAGUCUAACACCUACGUUUUCGACGUUCCGGCGAACACUUUUCUCCCCCUGGGGACCUACACUAUAACCAUGGAUACCGGCGCUGUGGAGGGCGUGACUGGGUGCGGGGCCGGGGCGGGCGUGCAGAGCGCCUCGUACGAGACGGCCGGAGGGUCCUGGGGUUUCACCUGCAAGUUCUACGUACCUCCGCCGGUCACCACCGCUGCGCCUGCGCCUCCACCUACAGCGGCUCCGCCUGCUGGGACGACAGCAGCAGUGGGUGCGACACCGCGGGUGGUCGGCACCCCUCCACCGGGAAGCCUCCCCACCAUGCCCGUCACCGCCAUCGUGGUAACCUGCUCUCCUACCAGCAUAACGGUUACAAUUCCAUUGUCUGAGAUUAGCGGUGUGAACGCAGCUGAUAUCCGGUUCCGGAGUGCACCCUGUUUACCAGUGGUCUCCGGCGACUCCGUCAGCAUCACUACCGGAUUGCAGGAGUGUGGCAGUACCAUGACGACCCAGGGAGAUGAACUGGUCUACGAGAACGAGAUUCAUACGGAGUUCACGGGCGGCGUCAUCAGAGGCAACAGUGUGGAUGGAAAAGCCGAGUGUGCCUACGACAGUAACACCGUGGUGACAGGGAAACGUUUCAGUGCGCUGAUGGGCUCCAUAUUUGGCAGGAGAAGUACCGGUCAGUUCGACUUCUCCUUAGACUUCUACACGGACAACACCUUCAGCACUGCCUUUACCAGCUACCCCGUGUCCUACCAUCCUAACCAAGAGAUGUUCAUCGGAGUGAAGCUGGUCUCGGACAGCACGGAUCUCGUGGUGUUGGCGGACAACUGCAGGGCGACAGCCGGGGCCGAGUGGGACAGCGCGCCCAGUUACAUCAUCCGUGAAAACGGCUGUAACAAAGAUCCCCUCUUGACCUGGUAUGAACCCACGGACGCCGGCCGAGCUGCCCGUGAGGAGAACUUCGGCAUCGUGGUGUUCCGCUUCCCGGACUAUUCAACGUUGUAUAUCCAUUGUGAUGUUGUGGUGUGUGCCGCGGCCGAUGCCAGCUCCUACUGCGCCACCGCGCCCGCUAACUGUGCCGCCGGCAGAAAGCGGCGAGACGCCGACGUGCUGGACAAACAACACCGCUUCCAGGUGACGAGCGGUCCGGUCAAGAUCAUCAGGGACGAUUGGAGACAGUCAGAGAAAGGUGAGGCAAACAACUGGAAGGAGGCGGUUUCGGCGGUUGUUUCCCCUCCAGUGCUCGGUGUGCUGAUGGUGUGUCUCGGAGUCAUCUUCCUGUCCGCGGCAGUGUCGUGUUACUACCUGCGCCGCUACCAACAACUCUACACCACGGUGUUCGAGACCGACCACUUGAAGCCUUCAAUACUAUCAUAGAAUAAAAAGUUAUAGAACGUGCGAACAAGUAACUUCGCCUCUAUUGUAUUGUAAUGGCUAUUCUAGCAAAUGAAUCGAAAUAUUGCAAGAAAUUCAAAUUGACGUUAAAAAAAACCGUCCACUCUCAAUUCAAAUGAUCAAAGGCAUCUUCGUCGUUUGUUGAUGAAUUUCUGUGACAACCAUAUACGAGGAUAUAAAUAUUGAAAGAUUGAAUUUCUGUGACCGUAUGAAGAUAUGAAUAUUGAAAGAUUACUGUAUUUAUG